AUGGGAGCGAGAGAUGUGGCCAAGACCGGUCGUCGUGGAGAUCCUUGGGGGAGGCCUAUGUCCUGCAGUGGACGUCUUUUGGCUGAUGAUGAUGAUGAUGAAAUGGAAGCGGGAAAUUUAAUUUACGAUUGCAUGAGGAUCACAUCCGAAAUAAUAGCAGAAAUAUCAAAUAAAUUACAUACCAAGUCUUCCAUAUCUGCUAAAGAAUUGCAAAUACUCAAAAAUGGUUUGAUGGAUCCUAAAAAUGUGGAGAUAUUUCUACAUGUGCAUGGUGCUUUAAGAGGUCUCAUUAGGGAGCUAACAUGUUCCGAUAUUAAAAAGCAGUGUAUAUCAGCUGGUUGUGUUUGUAACCUGUCUCUUGGAGACAGUGGAGGCUGCAGCAUCAUUGCCAAGGCCGCUGGGCCAUACCUCAAUGCUUCACUCGAUAAUCUGACUGUGGAACUAGCUGUAAACUGUGCUUGGGCACUCGGUAAUUUGGCUGGAUCUGAUGUCAAAGUAUGUAAAAUUCUGGUGACUCAAGGAGCCCUGAACAAAUUGUGCAAAGUUUACAUAAACGAAGACAUUCAGAAUGCUGUUUUAUAUGCCCUGCUGCACUUUGUAUAUCAAUUGAAAGAUGAGUUGAGGCAAGCCAGAACACUUGCAAGAAAUCCUGCAAAUGAUUACAGAACUGGAAAUAACUACAUCUUCAUCACAGAUACUCUUCAUAUUAUCAUGUCACGAGAAUUUCCCAGAACACAUUUCAGAUCAAUUAUUAAACAAAAUUCUUCUCAAAGUCACAUCUUUAAUACAGUCACAACAAAAUAUCAAACAGGAAUCAGAUUGUGA
Messenger RNA from Danaus chrysippus (African queen), 825 nucleotides. The record is from the annotation of a GenBank genome assembly. Lineage: Eukaryota; Metazoa; Arthropoda; Insecta; Lepidoptera; Nymphalidae.